Prunus mume (Japanese apricot) is the source of this 4161-nucleotide messenger RNA. The record is from RefSeq and is a predicted model, not a curated record. Lineage: Eukaryota; Viridiplantae; Streptophyta; Magnoliopsida; Rosales; Rosaceae.
AUGGGAGAAAAAGCAGCAUGGGAACCUAAUGGGCAGCUCAGGCAAUUGGGAACAGCUAGGAAUGGGUAUUUUAUGUCUAGAAAUCCCUUACUUGAACAAGUGAGGUCUUCAUUCCAACGUUCGAGAUCUUUGAACACAAGACCCUCUUUGCAACCAAACCGGGUGAUCUCUGAAAUUCAGAAUCGUCUAGAAAGAGAGUUGGCUACUGCGAAAGAGCAAGCCAUUGCCACAUUUGAAGGUCUUGCUAUCCACACUGACCUCCCAGGUUCUUCACCUUCAAAUUCGGAAUCAAGUUCAGACCAAGAAGAAGAAGAAGAGAUGGCUGCCAAUGAGUUCAUGGGAGACCUUGAUAUCCCAACAAUUCCAGCAUCCCCUUCAAGCAUCUUGCUGCCCACCGCAGCUCGAAACUAUGAGCUUAAAUCUUCUCAUCUUAAUAUGUUGCCUUCCUUUUAUGGUUUACCUAAUGAAGAUCCAUUAACCCAUAUAAAGGAUAUUUUUAAUGCUGUGAGCUCUUUUCCCUUGACAGGUGUGACGGAAGAUCAACUUCGAAUGAGAGUGUUUCCUUACACUUUGAAAGACAAGGCGAAAUAUUGGUUGAAUUCUUUGAAGCCUAGUUCACUCACGACUUGGGGAGCCAUUCAAAAGAAGUUCUUAGAGAAAUACUUCUCCACGCAAAAAACCGACAUGCUUAGGGACAAGAUCUUACUAUUUGCACAACAAGAUGAUGAGUCAUUUUGUGAAGCAUGGGAGAGAUUCAAUGGGCUGCUCAAUCAAUGUCCUCAUCAUGGGAUUCCAUUGAAGCUUCAGAUGCGUAUGUUUUAUAAAGGACUAACCCCCUCUAGCCAUAAUAUUGUCACUAAUUUUGCAGGUGGUUCUUAUAAGACUAAGACUCCAGAAGAAACAUAUGAACUCUUUGAGGAGAUAGCAAUGGAGACCCAACACACCGAUACAAGAGGUAAACGUAUUGCUGGUGGUUCUAAUGAUUCUUCCAGUGUGCAGAUUUCCAAAUUGGAACAAAAGCUUGAUGCCCUCCUUGCAUUGAACUCAAGAAACCCUUCAAAGGAAGUGUGUAGCAUCUGUGAAACUCAUGAUCAUCCUACCAUUUCUUGUCCCCUUGGGGCUGCAUAUCCAGAAUUUGUGCAAGAGCAAGCUAAGUUGGUGAAUUCCUACAACCGAGGUCCAAUCAAUGAUCCAUAUUCUCAAAGUUAUAAUCCAGGUUGGAGGAAUCAUCCAAACUUUUCAUGGAGGAAUACACAGAAUCAAGCGAAUCCCCCUUCACUCCAAAGGCCACAACAAUCAUCAUCGUUGGAGGAUAUAGUGAAGCAAAUGGCAAUCAACCAAUCCAAUUUCCAGCAAACUACACAAGCUGCCAUCUCCAAGUUGGAAGUCCAAUUAGGCCAGAUAGCUACCGAAAUAGCUCAAAGAGAACCUGGGAAAUGGCCAAGCCAAACCGUGAUCAAUCCAAAAAACCAAGAAGCCAAGGCCGUUCAUGUGCUCAGAUCAGGUAAGAUUGUUGAUAACAAAGUUGGUUCUGAUCUAUCAAAUGAUGUUGUGGUUGUAGAGGAUGAAGAUGAAGAGGAAACCACAGCUAUAGAUGGAGAACAACCCAAAACGUCCCAAUCUGCUCCUAAGGCCAAAUCUGAUUCUCAGGAACCCAAUCCAUUUCAAUUGCAUAAAAGAGAUGACAAAUUUGUGCCAUCGCAUCUUCAUCAAGAUAGAUACAUCCCACCUCCUCCAUAUAUUCCACCGAUUCCAUUUCCAGGCCGUUUGAAGAAGGCAAAUCAAGAUAAGGCUUUUAAAGAGAUUUAUGAUAUUUUGAGUAAAGUUAAUAUCAAUUUUCCCUUGCUUGAUGUUGUUAAACAGAUUCCUGCAUAUGGAAAGUUCAUCAAGCACUUGAUGACUCACAAGCUUAAUUUUGCUCCAAGUGAAGAAGUAAAGCUCAACAAGAAUGUGAGUGCUGUGUUGCAAAGGAAGCUUCCACCAAAACUAGAAGAUCCUGGCAGCUUUGACAUUCCCAUUAACAUCGGAGAUAAGACGGUUGGAAGAGCCAUGUUGGACUUGGGAGCAAGCAUCAAUGUAAUGCCAUAUUCAGUUUAUCAGGAGCUUGGCUUAGAAGGGAUAAAGAAAACCUCAAUUCGUCUUGAACUAGCUGAUCAUUCUAUCAAAUAUCCUAAAGGUAUUGUAGAAGAUAUUUUAGUUCAAGUUAAUACACUCAUUCUUCCGGCUGAUUUUGUAGUGAUGGAUAUGGAGGAUAACCCAUAUGGAAACCGCGUUGAUCCCAUUCUCCUCGGGCGACCAUUCAUGGCCACUGCAGACACAAUCAUCAAAGUGAAAGAUGGCACCCUCUCCAUGACUGUUUUGGGUGAAACUGUUGAAUUUAAAGUGUUUGAUGCUCUCUCUCAACCUUCUAUCACUCUUGAUACUUGUUUUUCAAUUGAUGUUGUGGAUCAUGAGGUUUCUUCUAAAAUUAUGCAGAAAAAGUCUAAUGAUGCUCUAGAAGCGGUCCUAACACAAGAAGAGGAAGAUCUCUAUGAAUCAGAGUUCCAAGAGGUGAUGGCUGCCUUAGAAGUGUUUCAGCCAUACCCACCAUCCUUUAGGCCACCGCUCGAGCCUCUUGGACCAUCCUCCACAAAAUUGGAGCCAUCCAUUAUUACCCCACCAAAGCUAGAACUUAAACCUCUACCCAAUCAUCUUAAACAUACUUAUUUGGGUGCUAAUGAAACUCUCCCUGUUAUAAUUGCUGCAGGUCUCACCUCACAUGAAGAGGAUGGAUUUUCAAGUUAUAAUCAAAUUCCCAUUGCUCCGGAAGACCAAGAGAAAACCACGUUCACAUGCCCAUUUGGUACGUUUUCUUAUAGAAGGAUGCCAUUUGGUUUGUGCAAUGCUCCAGCAACUUUCCAAAGAUGCAUGAUGGCAAUCUUUUCUGAUAUGGUGGAACGAUUCAUGGAGGUAUUUAUGGAUGAUUUUUCAGUUUUUGGUUCAUCUUUUGAUGAUUGUCUUCACCACUUGUCUCUAGUGCUUAAAAGAUUUUUGGACUCAAUCCGAUAUCGAUUGGUCCUUGAAAUCUGUGAAUUGGCUUGUGGAGCUAAGAAAACAGCACUUAAAAUUUUGCAAUCAGGUUUCUUUUGGCCUACUCUAUUCAAAGAUGCAUUCAAUUUUUGUGUUAAGUGUGAUAGGUGUCAAAGGAUGGGAAACAUAAGCCGCAUGAACGAAAUGCCAUUGAAGAACAUACUCUUUGUGGAACUCUUCGAUGUAUGGGGUAUUGAUUUCAUGGGACCAUUCCCAUCUUCCUUUGGAUAUACCUACAUACUUGUUGCUGUUGAUUAUGUGUCUAAAUGGGUGGAAGCCAUAGCCACCAAAACCAAUGAUCAUAAGGUGGUGCUGAAGUUCCUGAGGAACAAUAUUUUCACAAGGUUUGGUACUCCAAGGGCUGUCAUUAGUGAUGGAGGCAGCCACUUCUGCAACAAGCCAUUUGAAGCACUCAUGAAGAAGUACAACAUCACCCACCGAGUCUCUACACCAUAUCAUCCUCAAACUUCUGGUCAAGUAGAAAUAAGCAACAGAGAAAUUAAGCAGAUCCUAGAGAAGGUGGUGAAUAGUACAAGGAAAGAUUGGGCUGCCAAGCUCAAUGAUGCAUUAUGGGCUUAUAGGACUGCAUAUAAGACUCCCAUCGGAAUGAGCCCUUAUCGUCUUGUGUUUGGGAAAGCCUGUCACUUGCCAAUGGAGCUUGAACACAAUGCUUUUUGGGCCAUCAAGAAGUUGAAUUUUGAUCUGGACAAGGCCGGCCAUGUUAGAAAGUUUCAGCUCAAUGAAUUGGAAGAAAUUAGACAUGAGUCCUAUGAGAAUGCAAGGCUUUACAAAGAACGAACCAAGAGUUACCAUGACAAGAACAUUCAACGGAAAGAGUUCACCAAAGGUAUGUCAGUUCUUUUGUUUAACUCACGUUUGCGUCUCUUUCCAGGAAAAUUGAAGUCUAGGUGGCUUGGCCCAUUCACCGUGGUCAAUGUUUCUCCCUAUGGAGCUGUGGAGAUUCAAAACCCUAAAGAUGGCUCGACUUUCAAAGUAAAUGGACAACGUUUAAAGCCAUUCUAUGAGGGAGUGUCAGUUGGAAUUCAAACUGGUCAUGUGGUGGAUCAUCUUCCAUUCGUACAAUCAAGUUAG